This is a messenger RNA of Besnoitia besnoiti, 732 nucleotides long. RefSeq lists its product as uncharacterized. The record is from RefSeq and is a predicted model, not a curated record. The transcript has a single exon. NCBI's taxonomy places the organism in Eukaryota, Apicomplexa, Conoidasida, Eucoccidiorida, Sarcocystidae. The coding region runs from base 1 to 732 and encodes 243 amino acids.
AUGCAGGGCGGAUCCUGGGCCGUUGUUUCUAGCUGUCUUUCUUCUCCCUCCUUUCCGCAGAUCGCUCGCUCUGUCGCUCCCUCGAGACUGCGUACUCUGCCGCCAACGCGGAGGAGGACGCAUGCGCCUUCUUUGUCUCUUCUUCUGAUUUCUGUCUUUCUCUUGUUCUCCUCGCCCUCGCGGCGGGCGCGGCAUGCGACUACUCCCGUUCUUCUCCUCUCGGCGCAUACCAGUCCUUUGCCGUUGCGCCUCUCCUCUGUGCUUCAGUCGGCCUCGCUCUUCGCUCUAGCCGCUGCCCAGCAGCCUGCCGGCGGCUCUGGAGGGGGGGACGCCCCCGGCGCGUUCGAGGACUCGUUCAUUUUCAUUCCAGACGACGUCGACGACGAAUUCGAGUUCGAUUUCUAUCCGCCGGAGGCCGUCAAACCGGGCGAAGCCGCUGGACGGGGGCCCCCGGGGUCGCCGCCUGGCAGCGCGUCCUUCGCAGAGCACCUCCUCGAACUCCCCGUCUCCUUCUGGGCGGCCUUGGUAAGCGACGCGUCUGCAGACGCCCGCCGGCAGAGUGACGCGGAGAGAGGCGAGGAGGCGCUGCCGCCGCAAGCUCCGCGGCAGCGACGCCUACAGAGCACGAACGCGGACGCAAAAGGAGAACGGAUCGUGCGGGGGCCUGCGUCGGCGAAGAAACGCGUGGCGGCGCCUCGUCUGGAUCGCAGACGCGAAGAACGAAGCAGCUGA